AUGGCUUUAGAUCUUAGAACUUCCUUGAAAAGGAAGCCAUCCAGGAAUGAUCUUAAUCCAGACAACCCAGAGUUGACAACAACCCAAGAAUCCGCUCCUCAGACAGGAGAGACCUCUGAGGGCUUGAGCAUAGUCGACACAUUUCGGUACAACAGUAACUCAAGUUCAAGGCAGGAGCUGCAAAGACUCUUUGAGUCUUUUUGCUCGUGGCUGCAGCCCGAAAAGCACAGCAAGGAAGAAAUUAUCUCUCAACUGGUUUUUGAGCAAUUUAUGAUGAGUGGCCACCCCAGGGACAAGCCCACGUUGAAGAAGAAAUGGGAAGCAAGAGGCAGAAACCUGGAGAAACUAAUGGAAGACCUAAAUGACGACUGCACGAAGCCACCUGUCUUAGUCCAUGUCUACAUGCAGGGACAGGAAGCCCUUUUUUCAGAGGAUAUGCCUCUAAAAGACGUCAUCUUUUACCUGAAGAGACAGCUGUCAGCAGGAACCCCCACAGGAGACAACAUGAGGACACCCUUAUGUACUGGCCAUGGCACUUCCAUGGCAACAGCACAAGGUGAUGAUUUCUCUGUUUUUGCAGAUGAAGAAGAUGGCUGCAACGCUUCUUCAAAAACUACUCAAGGAAAUGACACUCUUACUGAACAGAGCGAUCAAAUCGUUUCCCUAGUCAUUAUCCAGGAUGAGGACAGUCCCAGCAGUUCUGAAGAGGGACGUGUUUCUCUCAGUAACACACACAGUUCUAGACGUGCAGAGCAAGGCAUCCCGGGGUCCCAGGAAGGAUGCCUAGAGGGGCCCUCUGAGCAACACGGCCCCAUGGAGGUGAGGACAGGGCCCUUACCCAGUCCAGAUGCGUCCUCACCUGAGCCUGCCCCUACCAAUCAGAGUAGUGAGGGAAACUCCACAAGUGGGGGACAUCAAGAAAGGUCCCACAACGCCUCAAAAUCAUAUGAAUGUGAGGAAUGCUCCAAGGUCUUUAGGUAUUCCAGCCACUUGAUAGCUCACCAGAGAAGACACAAAAAUGAGAGGCCAUUCGUUUGUGCCGAGUGUCACAAAGGUUUCUUCCAGACUUCAGACCUGCGUGUGCAUCAGGUGAUUCACCAAAGAGAGAAGCCUUUUGUAUGCAGCACUUGUGAAAAGCCGUUCAGCCACAGAACCAACCUGAAGGCUCAUGAAAGAAUUCACACAGGCGAGAAGCCCUACACGUGUUCCUUGUGCCACCAAAGCUAUCGCCAGUCAUCCACAUACCACCGCCACCUGAGGAUGCACCAAAGGACUGCCCUCCAAAAUGCUCGCUCCACUCCAGAAGCCUCCUCAGCUCUUCCCUGA
Molecule: messenger RNA, 1326 nt
Organism: Lepus europaeus (European hare)
Lineage: Eukaryota; Metazoa; Chordata; Mammalia; Lagomorpha; Leporidae
Product: zinc finger and SCAN domain-containing protein 4-like
Exons: 3
Coding region: 1-1326 (441 amino acids)
Biological process (GO): regulation of transcription by RNA polymerase II
Molecular function (GO): DNA-binding transcription factor activity, RNA polymerase II-specific; RNA polymerase II cis-regulatory region sequence-specific DNA binding
Source: RefSeq, a predicted model, not a curated record